Messenger RNA from Solanum dulcamara, 830 nucleotides. Its product is annotated as reactive Intermediate Deaminase A, chloroplastic-like. The record is from RefSeq and is a predicted model, not a curated record. The transcript has 6 exons. Gene Ontology annotation, molecular function: deaminase activity. The coding region runs from base 71 to 598 and encodes 175 amino acids. NCBI's taxonomy places the organism in Eukaryota, Viridiplantae, Streptophyta, Magnoliopsida, Solanales, Solanaceae. Gene Ontology annotation, cellular component: cytosol.
GCUACAGGAAAUUAAUAAAGAGGAGUAUACUACUUAUAGUAAGUGAUCUAGUAAUUGAAAAUUAUUUAAAAUGGCGUUCGCCGUCGCAUCAAGGAGCUUCUGUAUGCCGGCAAUGGCCGUAAACGCCGUGCGCAGCCGUACUCCGAUGGCCAUCGGAGUUGGACGCGUGGCAGUUGCUAAUUCGCGCGUUCCUUUCGUUUGCUUAGCCAGUUCUUCUGGUAUAAAGGAGGAAAUUAGUACUGAUAAGGCACCAGCUGCAGUGGGGCCAUAUUCUCAAGGAAUUAAGGCUAAUAAUUUCAUUUAUGUAUCUGGUUCUCUAGGUCUUAUUCCUGAGACUGGACAGCUCAUAUCAGACAGUGUGGAGGAUCAAACAGAACAGGCUCUCAAGAAUAUUGGGGAGAUACUUAAAGCUGGUGGUGUUAGCUAUUCUGCAGCUGUUAAAACAACAAUCAUGUUGGCUGAUCUAGGGGACUUCCAGAAAGUCAAUGCAAUUUAUGCUAAAUAUUUUCCAGAUCCUGCACCAGCGCGUUCGACUUUUCAAGCAGCAGGAUUACCCCUGAAUGCAAAAAUUGAAAUUGACUGCAUAGCAGUAUGUUAAACAGAUUAAAAGUCUACUUUCAUGGCUUAUAUGAUUUUAGAUUAAAUAAAAAGGAGGUUUAAGUCUUUAAUUCAGAGUAUUUUGAUCCUCUGCUUUAGAUUCUAUCUCCAUUGCUGCAAACUGCAAAGUGUAGCAGCAAUAAAUCAUGUAAUAAAAAGGGUUAUUUAAGUCCUUAUAAUAAGAGUUCAUCGAGUGUAUAAUCAUGUUCAAAUUACGUGCAUUGUUAUUAUUA